Messenger RNA from Anthonomus grandis grandis, 1387 nucleotides. RefSeq lists its product as uncharacterized. The record is from RefSeq and is a predicted model, not a curated record. The transcript has 3 exons. The coding region runs from base 30 to 1238 and encodes 402 amino acids. NCBI's taxonomy places the organism in Eukaryota, Metazoa, Arthropoda, Insecta, Coleoptera, Curculionidae.
GUCUUACGACGCGACAUAGCCAAAUUAAAAUGGAUCCGAAUUUGGAGUGCCGUAUACAUAAUCUUUUACAUGAAAUUCGCUGCGAAAACACAGAAUCCUACGAGAUUUAUAUUAAUCCGAAUAAAUUCACUUCAAACGGUUAUGCAUCCGAGUUUUACCGGUGUGAGCUUACCAACAAGGAUAACGGAGAAGUGACCCAUAUUUUAGUAAAAGUGGUGCCGAGAAAUCUCUCUAGAUGCAGCAUGGUUCCGAAUUUCCAGAACGAAAUUUGUUUUUAUAAAAGAGUUUAUCCGGAGCUAAAAAAGUUUCAAGAAAACAAAAGGGUUUCUAAGCUGUUUACAAACCUGCCUCGGUUCAUAGCCGGAACAUGCACUUAUCAAAAGGAAAUUAUUUUAGUUGAAAACCUUUUUGAAGCCAAAUACAGGAUUACUCCUAGACAGCUUAAGCUUACUCCGAUGCAUAUGAAAAAUAUUUUCCAGACUUACGCCAGGUUUCAUGCGUUAUCCUACAUGUAUAGAAAGGAGCACUAUAAAACUUUUAAGGAACUUAUAAAAGAAUUAGGAGACCUUUCCGAAUAUAAUCCGAAAUGUACGCUAAGAGGUAAUGCCUUUAAAUCGGCUUUAGAUGUGUUGGAUCCUGAAAAUGAUGCGGAUAUCAUUAAGGUUUUGAAUAAAUUAGAUCUUCAAAAUAUUAAAGAAGAAGCUCAGAGAGAAAAGGGAAAUUUUACUUGUCUUAUACAUGGUGAUUCUCGAGUGGGAAAUAUGCUUUUUAAAAAAAAUGUAGACAUAGAAGAACAAACUAUCAAGCUAAUAGACUUUCAAAGAAUCGCAGAAAAAUCGGCAGUCGUUGACCUGUCUUACUUCUUCUAUGCGGAGGCGUCAAAAGAAGACCUGGACAAUCUAGACCAGUAUCUAAAGAUAUAUUAUAAUUAUUUUAGUAAUUUCGCUGAAGACCUUGGUGCAAAAGCUCCUGAGGAUAUACCACCAUUUGAAGCUCUAAGGGAAGAAUGGAAGAAGUGUUGUAUGCCAAAUUUAAUUUUAGGAAUAUUUAUGUGGCCAGAUAUGUUAAAAGAAAAAAGAGAAAUUCUUGGAUUGGUGGAAAGUAAUCACAUAACACGGGAAAGGGGAUUACAACUAUGGAAUGAAAAAGUGACCAAUACGUGGAAAAGUGACGAAUUUAGAACCAGAGUGAGAGAUGUUGCAGGACAUGCCAUUCAAUAUGGAAUUUUGGAGCCAUAACUUAUAUAUACCUAAAUUAGUUUUAUAACAUGUAUAUUGAUAUUUUUAUGUACAAAUUUUUAUACCAAAAUAGAUUUGAUAAAUUAGGUUUAGGGUACAUAUUACCUUAAUCGGCCUUUGUAAUAAAUUAUAUAAACCGUUUAGAUAAA